AUGACCAUAAGUAACACUAAAUUUUAUUAUUAUUUUUUUUCUUCCUUUUUCUCCUUCACGUUUUUGCACCUUGGAUACUGUGCUAGCCAAAUGACUACCAUAGUUGGCCAUAGAGGGUGUGGAACGAGUGAAGCCGGGGGAAGUUCCCAAUACCCGGAAAAUUCUCUUUACUCAUUUAAAAAAGCUAUAGAUUAUGGAAUUGAUGGAAUUGAAUUAGAUGUAUGGUUAACAAAGGACAAUGAAGUUAUAGUGAUACAUGGAACGGAGGAUGGGUUACUUGGUCAUACUUUACUCUAUGAUGAAAAUUUGAAAGAGAAACACAUUGAAGAAUUAACUGCUAAAGAAAUUAAGCGUUAUCACUUUAAGGAGCCCUGGAUUUUAACAAAAGGGAAAAGUUUUUAUGACCAAGAGUGGGGGGCCACUUCCAUAAACCCAGAUGUAGUGCAAACCUCAAGCAGAACUAGUAAUAAUAAUGAAAAUACACAUAAUUGUAAUAUCUAUAUCCAGGGUCAUACGAAUCAAUUGGCUGAUUCCAUCCAGAUGGAUCAUACUCAUGAGAACCAUCAUAUGAGAAAAAACUGCUUGAUCACAAAAGAUGGAGUUGUUAAAUUUAGUGAUCUCAGCAAAACAGAAAAGCUCGAAAAAGCAAACGAAUACGCAGAAUAUAAUAGGCCAUACAUAAAUAUGGAGGAAAAUGAGGAGUUAGAAAAAAUGCUUAUUCAAAGUGGAUGGCGACAUGAUAUGUUUUUUCCUGAAAUAGUAGAAAAUGUUGAACAUAUUCAAGAAGUAACAAAUGUAGAAGAACCAAUAGAUGAACCGAAUGGACAACAUCAUAUGUGCAAAAAGAACGGAAUGCCAUCAAAAGAUGAAAACAUGAAUGAGGAAGAAUUCGUAAAGAACAUUGAAUGCAAAAUUUGCAAAGAGAUUUAUACUAACUAUGUAAGCAAAAAAAAUUAUGAUUUAAAAAAAAAAAAAAUUUUGUUUAAAUUUAUUUCUAUGUUCUAUCAUGUACCUUUAUUAAAAGAUAUACUAAAUGUGUAUGAAAACAAAUUAACAUAUGAUAUUGAACUAAAAGGAACAAAAGAAAAUUUAGGACUGUACUUAUUAGACAUAUUAAAGAAUUAUAAAAAUUAUAAAUUUAAAUUUAGUUCAUUCAGUUGGGUGUUACAAGAUAAGGAUAGCAAACAAAAAAAUGAUGAAAAUAAAAAUAGGAAUCAGUUUACGUAUGAUUCCUAUCCAGUGGAUAAUUAUCAACAAACUGAUUUAUUGAAAGUGCUUCGAAAUAAUAACUUAAAUAUACCUGUGGCUUUAUUAUUUUCAGAUGAUGAAAUUAUGCCAAAUUUUAAUUCCAUACCUUACACAAUGGACUAUUACAAUGCCGAAUGGGCACAUUUUUCUUAUCGAACAUUUAAAAAACCAAUUGUUAUGAAAUGUAAUAAAGAUAAUAAAACUAUUCCUGCAAUUGAUUUUAUCAAAAUGCUACGUGAAAAUAAUAAAAAAAUUAUGAUUUACUGGGGUACUGAAGAUAAAGAUAAAUAUGAGGAUAUUUUACACUACAUAAAACUUAAUGUCGAUUCCAUAUGUCCAAAUAAUAUAGACAUUGCCAAAGAAGCAAUGCUGGAAAUGUCCUGA
This is a messenger RNA of Plasmodium gonderi, 1632 nucleotides long. RefSeq names its product glycerophosphodiester phosphodiesterase. Bases 1 to 1632 code for a protein of 543 amino acids. The record is from RefSeq and is a predicted model, not a curated record. The transcript has a single exon. NCBI's taxonomy places the organism in Eukaryota, Apicomplexa, Aconoidasida, Haemosporida, Plasmodiidae. Gene Ontology annotation, biological process: lipid metabolic process. Gene Ontology annotation, molecular function: phosphoric diester hydrolase activity.